UUAUACACUUUUUUUUGUUCUAUCUUUAGACAGUGCGAGCUAUCAGCUUUGGAUGUGUUAAAAUGCAUGAGACAAGGACAGAGGAUUAGUUAACACGUACAUGGGUGUUUUUUUUAAUAGUGUUAGGAAAAAUCACAAUCACACAAUCACUGUUUUUUAUAAAACAAAUCUCUGUCUGCAUGAAAAUACAAAAACACUCUACUGCCAAGAGCUUGCCAAACUAACAGACGGUGAUAUAACCCUAACCCCAAAGCCUUGUUGGUGAAUAAGCAGCACUGACACUGUGAGUUUUCUGUCUAAACAUCAACACUGACAAACAGUGUUCAUAAAAAGUUUCCCAUGCAAGUUUUCUAAAGGAUUAGUUUUUCAACUUAAACUUAAAAGCUGUGUCUGCACGUGGACACGAGGCCGAGAAGCCUAGAAAGGCCAAAAAUACCCAUGUACGUGUGGUUUGUUAUACACACACACAAGACAUGUGUCUUUGUGUGUAUAACAAACAGUCUUUCUGUACGUUUAUGCUUACAGCAGUGGCUUACAAGCUGAAGGUCUGGACCUCCCCAGAGGGCCAAAAGAUAAAUGUGAGAGGCUAAACGCUACAGGCUGGGAAAGAAAAGCUGUGGAGGAGAAAACAUGUCUCAUAAUUGUAUCUAUGCUAAAAGGACUGGGCAAGUCAUCUCAAACUGUAACGGAAAUAUUACAAAAAUGAAAAACAGGGAGUUAAAAACAGAGUUUCAAGUAUUAGAAAUAUUACUGUAUAUUAGCAUAUUUCUGUCCAAUACGCCAUCAUCUGCCUGAAGACACUGAGGCAGCACGUUAUAGCAUGUUUUUAAGAGUGGGAUUUAAUACCAAAUACCUUUACAAAUUAUCAAAAGGCAUGAUUUUAACCUUAAACUAGUCACAUGUAUCAGAAAGCAACCAAAACAGUUGCCAUGAUUUUAAAAAGUAGGGCUUUAUUUUUUAAGCUGUAAAUUUUGCAUUCAGUGACUCUGACCAGCAUUUCUGAUUUCUCCUUUACUCAAAACAUACGACUUUGAAAAAGAAGCAAAGACAUCUCACUUUGUUCUCAGCACUUCCAAGUGUUGCAAAAAAAAACAACUGAUAAGACUGAAUAGAACAUAAAAGAACCUGCCUGGUUAACAAAAACGAGAAAAGAAAUGUGUUCAGAGGGUUUUAUUUAAUUGUUUUGGGAAAUCUGACAAACAUUAAAAUAAUUGUGCCACUAUAAGUGUUUAAAUACCGUUAAAUUCAUACAGGAAGCAGUAUACAGUGUGGAGUUUCAGAUCCAUUCUUGAUGUUUGGGGUUGAUCAGAUCUGAACUCAAUUUUGGGAUUGAAAAAUAACUAAGAUGUGGGACUUUUCAGAAAAAUCACGCACUGUGUAUGUUAAUUACUACUUAAAAGAUUUCUUCAUUGUGCUUAGAUAAGUAUUAAUAGGGUCUCCAUUAUGUAGGGGUUAAAACAUUUGCCUAAGAAGCAGAAGAUCACACGUUUAGGACCAGGAGAAGAAAGACAUAAAUCCCUGGGAGGAAGGGCACCUGGAAGGACAUCAAAAUCUGUGCCAAAUCAAGUAUGUGGAUCCAUCCACUGUGGCAACCCCCUGCAAAUAAGUGAGCAGCUGAUAGAAGCUGAGAUAAGAGUUAAUAUGAAUAAAUAAGACACUAAUUAACAAAAAUUUGCAAUGCCAUUGUGCUAUGGGGUAUGUUGUAGAUUAUACUGUUUUUCCUAUAUACUGAUUUUUUGUUUAAAUUGAGAUUGUUAACAGUAGUUUUAAAGCAAAAUUAUAAAAAACAAAAAACCCAAAUACAUCAAGUUGACACGUAUUCAGAACAUGUUUCUCUUUUUCAAAACUUUAUGGGGCCUUUUUAAAAUGUAGUAACAAAGGUUGUUGUUUCAGCAUCAAAAUGAAAAAUUAAGAGCCUGUUCUAAAAACUGUGACUGACUUAGAUCAGCCUGUGUCUUUGAUAAAUCCCAUAGAUAACAAGAAUUCACUGUUUGCUUACACAUUAUGUAUGCAUGCAUUGCAAAUACUUGUGUUGCUCAUUAAUGGCACUUGAUUAAGUUCAGUCCUUUAUCAGGAUCGGUGCCUCUGCAGUUUUAAAAUGUCAUAAUUUCUUCAUACAGAUAAGUGAGUGGCUUAAAAACCAAUUAUGGAUCCAAUUUUAUACAUUUUCAGGUGACGUCAUUUGCAUAACAAUACACCAAUGGUGAAGGCAGUGUAAAGAAUAAAGAAUGUUGUUAGUGACCAUCACUAAUGAGUGUGAUGUCGUUCUUGUUAAUGAGUCAUUGACUGACUGUAAAUGUGCCCCCCUCUGUGGUGUCAGCUUUACAACCUGGUGGGGACAAUUUACAGCCCGAGGUGAUCUGAGUCUUAGCUGCAGGAUAUACAAAGUGUGACUAGAUAAUGUGACUCAGCUCUUGUAAGUAAAACGAGCUAUAGUGUCAAUUUUUAAUAGUCAGUUGUAGAGGAUGUUAAUGUGGCUCACAUGAGUAUGCCCUGAAGAACAAUGGUACAUGAACAUGGAAAAGAGGAUCUGAAAGAGCUUCUGUUCUGGAAAGAAGAAUUUGACAGUCACAGAGAGACAAUAAGAUUGAUAACCUCACCUGACCUAAUGGUUAUACUCAGCUUUAUUUACAUACACCUGUAAAAGUGAUUUAAGUCACUUUUACAGGUGUAUGUUAAUCAAACCAACUAGUCUGCUUUAUUUUACAUUUCAGAGUUUAUUGAAUUAAAAUGUGUAAAUCUUUAAAUACUGAGAGGCAUUUCUAUUUAUUUUCAGAACAUACACACAAAAUAUAUACAUCAUAUAUGAUCUCUAUGACAGUGCUAGGUAAAAACUGAGAACAUUUAUAUUAGAUUACAAUAAUCUGCAUUCAGUGAGUGCAUAGUUAAUAAGAAUACUGGUUAUGCAUUAUAAGGCUGAUCACGGGAAUGCCCAUAGUGUACAGAAAAUACCAAUGAUUUUAAAUAAUAAAAUAUACAUCUGGAACAUUGCACACAUGAAUGACUAUCACGCUUUUAUUUGGAAUCAGUUUCAACAGAUGGGACUAAGUAAUAUCUAUACUCUAUAAGGCAGUCUCGACAACUAAUUUUUAUAACCUUUUGCUGUAAUUGAAACUCUUGAGUGCAGUGUGCAAACUGAGGACGUUUUCACAUAGGCAGAGGAAAAUGCCAGGGGUAGCUUAGAGUUCAUCUACAGCCCGUGGCCUCCUCAGGUCUGUUAAUAAGCAUAGACUUUUAAAGUUUAUGCACAACAAAUACUUUUUUUUUUUUUGGCUUAUGAUUCGCCUGUUGUUGUCAGUUAAAAACGUCAUUUAGAGAAAUGAGGAGAUGCAAGCUGAAGACAGCUAAGGAUGAAAUAGAUUUUAUUCUUUGUGCUGUGUUAAACAGGGAGCACACGCCAAGCAUCCACAUGGGUUAACAAAGUGGAUAGGGCAGAGUAAGCACCCCGGGCAAGAUUCAGUAAAAGAGGUGCCCUUCCAAAACAAAGGCUCUAACUGUUUGCACCACAUCCUGACAUCAAGUGAUACACCAUAAAGUAAUAAAUACAGAUUUUUACAUAAAACAACACACAUUUAAAAAGGCUCAUUGUAUUUGACAGAGAUUUCCUGACAUGCAUAACUAAUUAAGUUUCUUGCCUUUUAAAAGAUGAGCUGGUGUGUCUGUCCUCCUAUUAGCAGCCUUAGUCGUCUGGUGCAACCAAGAAGGAAGCAGCUAGAGCACUCCUCAGUUUAGAGUUGUUUUUUUUGUCUUUUUAAAUCGGACAUCUAAAACAGGAAAUGAUGCUUGAGAUGCUUGGAUAUCAGCCUUGUGAGGUUCAGACUCACCUGGAGAACCCAACCAAGUACCACAUCCAGCGGUCCCAGCAGCAGCAGGUGAAGAGGUACCUGGGAAAGCUUGGUUCUCAGGCGUUGAGCUUGCCCUGCCCCAACCAGUCCUCUGACCACGGGGGCAUGCCGCCAGGGCCGGGCAACAGUGCCCCUAACAGCCCUAUGGCCUUAUUGACCCUCAACUCUAACUGCGAGAAAGAGAUGGACGAUGUAAUUGAUGACAUUAUUAGUCUGGAGUCCAGUUACAGCGAUGAUAUCCUCGGCCUAAUGGAUCCAGGACUUCAGAUGGCAAACACGAUCCCUGUGCCAGCUAACCUCAUGGACAUGUAUGGCAAUCAGGGUAUGCCCCAACAAGGUCUGCCCAUCAGCAACUCCUGCCCUGCCAACCUGCCAAACAUCAAAAGGGAAUACUCUGUUUCACAAUCCCCGGCCAUCAUGCAUAUGCUGGACAAGUCAGGAUCCUGUGGCAAAUUUGACACCUAUCAAAGGCCUGAAGGGUUCCCUGUGGAAGCAGAGGUAAGAGCCCUGGCAAAGGAGAGGCAGAAGAAGGACAACCACAAUUUGAUCGAGAGAAGGCGGCGGUUUAACAUCAAUGAUCGAAUUAAGGAGUUGGGAACUUUAAUUCCAAAAUCAAAUGACCCAGACAUGCGCUGGAACAAAGGCACUAUCCUGAAGGCAUCAGUGGACUACAUCAGGAAGCUCCAGCGGGAACAGCAGAGGGCCAAGGAGCUGGAGAAUCGUCAGAAGAAGCUUGAGCAUGCCAACCGGCAUCUGAUGUUGAGAAUACAGGAAUUAGAGAUGCAGGCGCGGGCUCACGGUCUGGCCAUUGCAUCUUCAGCGCUCUGCUCUGCUGAAAUUGGGGUACGGACCAUCAAGCAAGAGCCUGCUCUGGAGGACUGUCACCAGGACCUGUACACACUCCAUCCCCAUCACCAACACCACCCCGCCUGCACUCCUGAAACACCCAGCAACCUCGAGCUAAACGAAGGCCACUCUAACUUCUCCGAGGGCCACUACGGCGUCCACAGUAAGUCGGGCUCCAAACUCAACGACAUCCUCAUGGAAGACACCUUAUCACCGGUGAGGGGGGGCGACCCUUUGCUCUCAUCCGUCUCCCCAGACACCUCAAAGGACAGCAGUCGCAAGAGCAGUGUAAGCAUGGAUGAGAAUGAGCAGGGUUGUUAGCACCCCCUACUGGAACACUCCUCCCCUGCAUUUUCAGCCCCUCCACCUACUGCUACAAGUCAGUGGCUAACACACUUUGAGCUGCUGGAAAAGCUUUCUUCUGUUUAUUCUCCUUCCUCUGUUUGUUUUAUUCCCCCUCUCCCCCACCUGUGUUUACAUGUAUUGAAUCUUUUUCCAAAUUGUUUGUUUGUUUUCUCGUGUUGUCUUUUCAAGCCCUUGACCCUGAUUUCAAGGACUGAUUUUUUUAAGUGUUUGCUUUAAUCAAUACUUUGAUGACAAUGAGUUACAAAAAUAGAAGUUUUUAUAUUUAAAAAAAAUAUGCAUUUAUCUCUGGAUAGAGGCUAGAUUAUCCUUUUUUUCUAUUGAUUCCAAAGAAUCUAGGGAAAUUAUAAAUCAUGGUCAGAAAUGUAGAUAUUUUGUGGUGAGAUAAGCACUGCUUUUUAAAUCAAUAGCAAUAAUAGAAGGAAAAAAGAUCUAUUUAUUACUAUAGUGCUUUACACUCUGUGUGUCUUAGAUUGAACUUGAAUGUGCCAAUGCCUUAUUAAGAUGUGUAUACAUCGUUGUCGUAUUGCUAUGCACGUGUUGGCUGUUAGAGUCUUUGUCAGUCUUCCAGUUGAAAUUUCUUGCUUGACAAAUAUUAAAUCAUCUGUAGAUUAUAUAAAUACACACACGUGUGUAAACAAGAUGUUAUGAAUACAUUCCCCUUAAAGUUAAUUUAUUACAUGGAUUUUGAAAGAGCCAAUAUUAAUAAAUUAAAGCACAUUUAAGAAAUUAAUAAAUGAAAGCUAGAAUCUCUCUUUUAAGAUAAUUACAAUGAACUCAUUACUUGAGAAUAAUUUUAGUCUUUUAUUCAGUGUUAUACAUUCACCACACACUCUUUAACUACCCAGUGCCAAUAACAGACACAGUGUGUUACCAGUACAUUCCUCAUUGCCAAAACUGCCAAAAUACCCCCAAAUUUGUCUGAAAACUAGUAGAAUAAAAAUAGGCUACAAAUGGUCUGACAAGAAGCUGUUGUCACUUGAUAGCUCUAAAUACUAUUAAUUAUAGAAAUCUUUAUUUAUUUAUUUUUUUGAUCUAAUAGACGUUAAUCAAUUAUUGUAAUGUGUAUUUUUAUCUUUAGUGAUCAGACAGACAUAACUGGUUGAACUUAGAGUAUUCCAGCACAGACUCCAUACUGUAGUACUACAGGCCUGUUAAUCUCAGAUUUUACAAAUGUCCAUUGAUUUCCUAAAUUAUUCUUGUUGUUUUUUUGUUUUUUUUUGAUAUACCACGUCAGUGAUAUUUCACAUUCAGGACAUUUUUUUUCAUGAUGUGAACAUUUAUGUUGCCAAGGAGUAUAAGGAGACUGCUUUGGGAUUUUGUAUGAAACGCGUGACAUUGUCAAAACACUGGAAUGACUUCUGAUAAUUGAAACCUGGUUUGUUUGCCUGUCUCUCUUUUAAAUCCAAGCAUAAACUAACUAUUUCAAAUGCAUACAGAAUCUUGUGAAAAGCUGUGGAUUCUUGGAUGGUUGUUGUAUAUUUCCACAGUUUGUUUUGAACAGUUCUAGCAUGUUCCAUAGGUAUGCCUUUUUAAUAACCACCUGCCAUAUACUACGAGCCCUGUUACAGCACAGCCUCCAUUUUGUCAAACUAUGCAAUGGUUAAAGUUGUGCCUGUAAAGCAGCAUCAUGUCUUCAAAGGGUUUUCUAUUUAUGAUUGAGUCUGAAAUGGUGUCGAGGCAAUUAUCUUUUCAUUUAAGUGCCUUAAACUUGUUUUGUUUUUUUUACCUGAAGAUGAAAGAGAAGGAAAAAAAAUGUUUUGUUGAUGUUUAUAUUGGUGUGUGGAGCUUCAUAGAGCGCUACAGUCUGUUAAAGAGCUACACUACAAGUCCCUCAAACAAAAGAACCACGAGUAUUGUUAUUAUGGAACGCCAAAGUGUUCAACAUUAAUUAAGGAAGUAAAUUAGGAAAUAAGUAAUUAUAAAUGCCGAGUAAAAUGUAUAAGUAAUUAAUAAUUAUAUCCUGUCAUAGUAUUUGAAUUAGUGUUCUGUAUCAUUAAUCACUUAGUAAUUACUUAGUAUGUUGACUGACUUAGAAAUCUAUUGACUUCUUCAACCACUGAGACCACUGAAGUCAUGGUAGCAGCAGGCUGAGCAGGGGAUACCUGAUGUCCUUUCCCCAGCAGAGCUUACCAUUUUCUGCUUGGUAACACCAAGGUGUUUCCAGGCUUAAUAAGAUAAAUAAUCCCUGGUCUCCCCAAGGGUCUUCUCUCAAAUGGGUGUACCCAGAAAACCUCCAAAGUGAAGCCCCCAGGAGGUAUCGUAAGUAGAUGUCCAAACCAACCCAACUGCGUCAUUUCAACAUCUCUGAGUUCCUUCCAGAUAUCCAUGCUCCUCAUCCUGUCUCUAAGGCUGAGCUCAGCCAACCAUACUAUACUUGCAAAUACAGAUCUACAGGUCUAAUAAAGAUCUGGUUGUUAACUACCAAAGUAACCUCUGUAAGUGCAAUUGGCGAGCCUUCCUUCACGAGUGCCACCAGGUCCUUAGGUUGCCGCCGCAACAGGCACCAAUGACCUUUUGAGCAGAGCUAAUGCCAGCCACCUUUGCAAUAGAGGCUUUGAAUAUGAACAAAAAUGAGCUGCUGAGCCACUGAUUCUUAAAGUGGGGAACCUGGAUGAUCAGGGUAAUAUAUACAGUGAAUAUAUUCACACGAUUUCUGUAAGGAAAAUAAUCAAAGAUGGCUGUCAUGCUAACCUUCUAGAGUGUUUUUUUUUUCACUACCAAAAAACAUUGCCCAUCCCAGUCCUGCAUUUACCUGAAAGUGUCGUUGUGCAGUGCUACAGCUUCACAAAGCCAGUAAUGACGCUGUAGACUAAUAGUGUUAUUAUAAUUGACUUAUUUAUAUACCUAUGAUUAAUAUUCAAAUACUAUAUAUAUAUUUAUGUAGUACCGAACACUUUGGAACUCCAUAUUUUGUAGCUCUUCAUUUUAUUUUUUUAAAUGAAAUUUUACACUGAAGGCAGUGUUUCUUAGGUUUCUAGGUGACAACUUUGAAUGUAGGUCUCAGUAAUAACUGCCAAAUUGUGUGCCAACAUGAAGGCAAUACAUUUCUACAAAGACACAACCUGCAAAGCAAAGCCACCUUUCUUAGUGGUGUUUAACCUCUUUUGUUAUAAGCAAUAUAUGGAUCAUGACCCAAAGGUUAUAUGUAAAAUGCAAAUAAGUAGACGGUUAGAGUUCACUCUUGUAUGUGGAAAGAACAUUGUAGAGAAUAUAACUCAAGAGCUCAGCUAUCUUACAGUGUUGCUAUCCAAUGAGGACGCUAACUAUGAAAUCCAGGUUCUUGAACAAGCUGAGAAGUGAACCUUGAGUUAAUAUGUUGGUUUGUUUGGGUUUUUUGUCAUUGAUGAAGCUUCGGUGGACUGUAGAUUGUUUCUUAUGGUGACACAGGUCCAGGGACUGAUUCGAAACAGUACAACACCCGCAUACCUGUAACAUGGAUCUGUGGCUAAACGUAGAACAGAUAAAUCAAAUAACCCUAAAAUGUGACUGUAAGGAAGGAUAUAAACAUUACACUAUGUGGUGGCAGUUACAUAAAGCUGUCACUUAACUCGUUUCUCAUAAUGACUCUCUGAGCUGUAAAUUGUUAUGGCAUGUUAUGGAUAAACCACUAAUGAAAAACUAUGGUAUGUUAGCUCAAUUUAGGCCUUGUCUUCUAAUUGUCAUUCCUGUGGUUCAUACAAACAAAGUUCUCUGCUGAUGUUGCUACCGUUCUUAUUGUUACAGUUUAUAAGAGAUGAAUGUAGCAGUAGUUACUGUACCCACUGGUUUCAGAUUAGUGAGCUCAAACUCGAUGGUACUCAAUGUGGAAACUAUCUUGUGAGAAAUAUUAAAAGUUUUAUUUGAA
Messenger RNA from Oreochromis niloticus (Nile tilapia), 8901 nucleotides. It is a transcript of the gene mitfb, whose product is annotated as melanocyte inducing transcription factor b. Gene Ontology annotation, biological process: regulation of transcription by RNA polymerase II; melanocyte differentiation. The record is from RefSeq and is a predicted model, not a curated record. The transcript is spliced from 9 exons. Gene Ontology annotation, molecular function: RNA polymerase II cis-regulatory region sequence-specific DNA binding; DNA-binding transcription factor activity, RNA polymerase II-specific; protein dimerization activity. The coding region runs from base 3777 to 5012 and encodes 411 amino acids. NCBI's taxonomy places the organism in Eukaryota, Metazoa, Chordata, Actinopteri, Cichliformes, Cichlidae. Gene Ontology annotation, cellular component: nucleus.